This is a messenger RNA of Dictyostelium discoideum AX4, 192 nucleotides long. RefSeq lists its product as hypothetical. The record is from RefSeq and is a predicted model, not a curated record. NCBI's taxonomy places the organism in Eukaryota, Evosea, Eumycetozoa, Dictyosteliales, Dictyosteliaceae. The coding region runs from base 1 to 192 and encodes 63 amino acids. The transcript has a single exon.
AUGUUUAUUGGUGAUGAAAUCACUCAAGUACUUUUGGUCAUUGAUGGUUUGGAUCAAUUGGACAAGAAGAAUCGUACUCAUACUUUGGAUUUGUUACCUAUUACACUACCAAUUAAAUUGAUGGCUUCAACAUUGGACGGUGAUCAUACUCAAAGUUGUAGAAAAUGUAAAUUUGGUUUGGCAAUUGAAUAA